UUUGCGCGAAAGUGAACGCAAUGAAGAGGAACGAAACGGUUCUGAUCGUCCUAGCGAUUCUCGUGGUUGCUGCCAAUGGACGAGUUUAUUACUUGCCGACUUUGGAUGAGAAUCGAUAUUCAGGCUUAACUUAUCCCAUUCCGAACGAACAAUCUUCGCGAGAUUUGGAUCUCAGCUUUUCUGCCGGGGACGACGAGGUUGAUAACAAGAUACGCCCUGUUAAAAGAGUGUACACAGUCAUGGCGCCGGAAAAGCCGUUCGUCGAGGUGAACAAAGAGGAGUUACCAAUCACGCGCUACAAAUUAGUCGAAGCACCUGUUAAGGGAUUGGACAAUGUCAUCGUUGUACCAGAGUCGAGCCGCAAAUCGGUGAAAAUCGAUGGGAACAACAAGGGUGAAGUGAUCUUGGAGCUUCGUGUUAUCGCGAACCAUGACACUGUUUGAAUAAAUUUGUAAUAAAAAUUAAUGGAUUAAAUAUAGCGAGCAGCAGGGAAAUAUCAUUGUAUUCUGGUAUAAAUUUUAAUAUCUUUUGUUAUUGACACGAGUAAUCUUGAUGUAUUUGUUUUGUUACUGAGCUUCGCUAUAUUUGGUCCAUGCACGAUAACAAUUAUCGAAAAAUCUCACUGAGAAUAAACGCAAAAGAUAAGAGACUCUAA
Messenger RNA from Megachile rotundata (alfalfa leafcutting bee), 655 nucleotides. RefSeq lists its product as uncharacterized. The record is from RefSeq and is a predicted model, not a curated record. NCBI's taxonomy places the organism in Eukaryota, Metazoa, Arthropoda, Insecta, Hymenoptera, Megachilidae.